Nerophis lumbriciformis (worm pipefish) is the source of this 1107-nucleotide messenger RNA. Lineage: Eukaryota; Metazoa; Chordata; Actinopteri; Syngnathiformes; Syngnathidae. The record is from RefSeq and is a predicted model, not a curated record.
AUGGCGGACGGCAUCAUCAGCAAAGCAGCUACCGUAGAGAUUCCCAUCAACAGCAACGGCAACACGGACGACGGCCUCGAACAGGCCACCCAGCGGCAGUGGCGUUUAGAUGACAAGUUAGGAAGCGGCAGAAACGCCGGGGAUCUGCAGCAGGUAAUGGUGUCUGGUCCCAACCUGAACGAGACCAGCAUCGUGUCGGGCGGUUAUGGCAGCCCGACAGAGGGCGGCGGCUCCGCCGGACCCGCUAAAGGUGUCUGGAUCGCGCUUGACUUUUCUUCUCCUGACGCCGACCCAGGUCCAAGCAGCGCCGGCGGCCCCCCCACAGACGAGGCCGCCCGAGGUGUGGCAGUGGAGAAAUUGGAAACGGUCAAGAAGUGGGGUCUCAACACGUACAAGUGCACCAAGCAGAUGAUCUCUGAGCGUUUCGGCCGCGGCCAGCGGACAGUGGACCCUGAGCUGGAGGCCCAGAUCGAGCUGCUUAGGGACACCAAGCGCAAAUACGAAAACGUGCUGCGACUGGCCCGAGCGCUGACCAAUCAUUUCUACAACUUGGUGCAGACGCAGCACGCGCUGGGUGACGCUUUCGCAGACCUCAGUCAGAAGUCACCAGAACUGAGGGACGAGUUCGGUUACAAUGCGGAGACCCAAAAGUUGCUGUGUAAGAACGGUGAGACUCUGCUGGGCGCCGUCAACUUCUUUGUGUCAGGCAUCAACACGCUGGUCAACAAAAGCAUGGAAGAUACGCUGAUGACUAUCAAGAUGUACGAGAACGCCAGGUUGGAAUUCGACGCGUACCGCUCUGACUUGGAGGAGCUGAGCUUGGGGCCUCGCGACGCAGCGGCCGUGGCCCGUAUUGACGCGGCGCAGCAGCUAUACCGAGUCCAGAAGGACAAGUACGAGCGACUGCGCUCCGACGUCGUGGUCAAACUCAAGUUCCUGGAGGAGAACAAGGUUAAGGUGAUGCACAAGCAGCUUCUGCUCUUCCACAACGCUAUCUCGGCGUAUUUCGCCGGCAACCAACAGCAGCUUGAGCAGACGCUGCAGCAGUUCAACAUCAAGCUCAAGCCUCCCGGCGCCGACAAGCCGUCUUGGCUAGAGGAGCCGUGA